AUGGGUGUCAUAGCUAUUAUAGCAGUAGUUUUAGCCGGGGUAGGGCUAGGGCUACACACUAUGGGUAUGUCUGUUGUUUAUUGGAUUGUAGCUGAUCCCUUUAUCUCUGGUUAUGGUGUAGGGUUAUGGCAGACGUGUAGUAUAGUCGGAUGUCAUAGACACCCACCUGUUCCUGAAUAUUGGAAAGCAACACAGGCGUUCGUAGUAAUAGGAUUUAUAGUUGGUGUAGUAGCUGUAAUUUUCUCUAUAAUUUUAAUAUGUAAACAGAAUAAAGUAUUCAGCGUUUUGGCUGGACUAGCUUGUUUCUUGGCAGCUGGGUGUAUUUUAACUGCCAUUAUCAUCUUUGGUACAGAGACCCGGUUACAAAGAAGAACACAGUGGGGAUGGGGCUUCAUUAUGUGUAUUGUUAGCACAUUUUUCUUUGUGGCGGCUGGUAUUUUGAAUUGUACUGGUUUAAAGAAGUCCACUUGA
Molecule: messenger RNA, 471 nt
Organism: Lottia gigantea (owl limpet)
Lineage: Eukaryota; Metazoa; Mollusca; Gastropoda; Lottiidae
Exons: 3
Coding region: 1-471 (156 amino acids)
Cellular component (GO): plasma membrane
Source: RefSeq, a predicted model, not a curated record